AUGGUUGCUGGCUUUGCACUGCUGGCAACGGCGCUCGUCGCCCUUCCCGGUGCCCAGGCUGUCGUCAACUACGCAUCCGAGUUUGUCGACCCCAAUUACAUUCUCGACUUCAAGUAUGGCGCCCAGACUAGUCUCGCCCAGCAAACCCUUAUUCAGUGGGCCAACCAACUCGGCCGCAUUCGUCCCAGGACCGUCCUCAACAAGCCAUACCUCGCCCCCUCGAAUGACCCCCACGACUACAUGAGCUGGGCUCCCUACUACUGGCCCGACUGCACCAAUGCUGGCAACACCACCGCACUUGCCGUUGACGAGAUGUUCAAGACUUGCAACUAUGUCAACCGUGACGGUGCCCUCAACCCCGACGCGCGUCUCAUCAACAACAUUGGAGACUUUGAUGACAUUUCAAACGCCAUCUUCUAUGCGUCCAUGGCUUGGGGUGUCACCCGUUCCCCGACGUACUCGCAGCGCGCCGCCUCGCUCAUUGACGCCUGGUUCCUGCACGAGGAUUCGCACAUGAACCCGCACCUCAACUACGCCCAGCUCAAGGGCGGCCCCUCUGUUCGUGACCAGAUGGGUCGCCACACGGGUGUACUCGACCUCAAGGGCAUGAUCAAGAUUGCUUCGGGCGUGCUCCUUCUCCGUAAUGGCAACGCGCAGGGCUGGAACGCGACCAUUGACAACCGCUUCCAGAGCUGGGUCCACAACUACACCAACUGGAUCAAGAACUCGCCUAUUGCCCAGGACGAAGAAAUGUCUGUUAACAACCACGGUACCUUCUACGCCUGCCAGCUAUCGUCCCUCCAGCUCAUCACCAACAACACCCAGGACGCUGGCGCGACCGUUCAAAAGUACUUUGACGGCCUCUACAAGAACCAGAUCAAGCUCGACGGCUCGCAGCCCUUCGAGUUGAACCGUACCCGUCCCUACCACUACCUCUCGUACAACCUUGCCGGUAUGAUCACGGCUGCUCGCAUUGGCGAGUAUGCUGGUGUCAACCUCUGGGACGCCCAGUCGGCCGAGGGCGCAACUAUCCAGACGGCCUGCGACUUUGCCAUGGCCUACGACCCCGGCAACGAGGUACCAGACGAGCUGUACCCGCUAGUCGCGGCUGUGGGUGCUCAUUAUGGCGACCCAGAUGGCAAGUACGCGGGCUGGCUCAACGAGAAGACGAAGGGCGAGUACAUCAACGACCCGUCGUUCUUCUGGACGCAACCCCUCUCAGACUCUGGUCGCGCCGUUCCAACCUUUAUCACCUUUGCCCGUGGUGGCCGCACCGGCACCAUCGCCCCCGGCACCCGGCCAACUGGCGGCACAAGUGCUGCGUCGCCGCGCUCGUCGGUCUCGAUGGGCUCAGUCUUCCUCCCCGCUGCGCUCGCCGCUAUCGGUGGCGCAUUUUACUCGCUCAUCUAA
Molecule: messenger RNA, 1410 nt
Organism: Cutaneotrichosporon cavernicola
Lineage: Eukaryota; Fungi; Basidiomycota; Tremellomycetes; Trichosporonales; Trichosporonaceae
Exons: 3
Coding region: 1-1410 (469 amino acids)
Cellular component (GO): periplasmic space
Molecular function (GO): lyase activity
Source: RefSeq, a predicted model, not a curated record